Tetrahymena thermophila SB210 is the source of this 2244-nucleotide messenger RNA. RefSeq names its product transmembrane protein, putative. The transcript has 2 exons. The record is from RefSeq and is a predicted model, not a curated record. NCBI's taxonomy places the organism in Eukaryota, Ciliophora, Oligohymenophorea, Hymenostomatida, Tetrahymenidae.
AUGGUUUUUGAAAAUUUUACAGUCAAAAAAAAUCUAUUUUUGAAUAGUAAAAUCAUGCUCAUUUAAAGCUCAUUUGUUUAAUUUAAUAAUGUUACUUCAAGUUAUAAUGAAGGUAAUAUUUUUCUUGGGUAAUCUUAAACAGUUUUAAUAUAAAAAAGCAACUUUAAUGCUAAUAAAGCAUAAAAUGGAGGAGCAAUUUAAUUUUUUGAUAUUCAAACAAAAAUAUAAUUCUAAGAAACUUAAUUUUAACAAAACUCUGCUUUGAGCAGUGGAGGGGCUCUAUAUUUUGAGAAUAUAAUUAAAUGUUAAGUAAUAUUUGAUAGGGCUACAAUUAUUAAAUUCAAUAGAGCCUUGAUUGGAGGAGGAUUAAGGAUUGUUUAGACUGAUUAAAAUAAACUAUAAUUACCUCUUUUCUUCCCAUUUUCGUAUAAUGUGCUUGAAAAUAUAGCAGAAAUAUAUGGAAACGAUAGUGCGUCAUAUCUCUAAAAUAUCAUCAUUAAAAAUAACAAUUAAAUUAAUGAAUAUUCGUUUACAUUUUACAAAAAUUUAAUAAAUGCCCCAAAUAAUUUUUACAAUGAAUAUUAAAGAUAUGCUUAAAUACAAUAAUUUAGAAGUGGAGGUCUUAUUGAUUUCAGAAUAUAUAUUGUUGAUGAGUAAAAUAGAUAUUUAAGCUUCUCAAAAGAAAAGCUAAAAUAAGGCAAUUAUCCAGAAGAUAUAGUCUUUGAGCUUAGAAAUUUAUAAAUUUCAAUAAAUUAACUAGAUUCUAAUAAAAACUUAAUAAAUGGAUAGCAAAUUAUUGAUUUUAAUCAAUAUGAAACUAUAGAUUAAACAUUCUAAUUAAACAAUUUGCAAAUACUAGGACCUCUUAAAUCAGUUCAAUAUUUUUCAAUAAAUUCAACAAUUUAUAGAAAUUCUGUUAAUAAAUUACCAGUUCUUUUAUCAAUAGAAUUCAGAAAAUGCUAAAUCGGGGAGAUAAUUUAAAAUAUAAAUACCUUAUAAAUUUGCAAUCCGUGCUUGAAUGGUACUUAUCAGCUAAGUGAUCCAUAAACACUUUAUCAAUAAUCUUUACAACAAAAGAAAGAUAUUAAUCGAUGCUAUAAUUGUCCUGAAUCUGCAAUUUGGUGUUAAGGAGAUAAUAUAAAAUUAAAAAAUGGAUACUGGAGGAAAAGCAAUUCUACAGAUGAGAUUAUAGCAUGUAAUUCAAUGAUAAACUCAUGUUAAGCUGAAAAUCCUAAUAGCAUUAAUUAUUGCUCAAAUGGUUACAUAGGCCCUAUUUGUGAGUAAUGCGAUAUUUUAGGUGAUGUUUGGAAAGGCUCUCGCUAUUCAUAAUCUCUUUCAAAAGGAAUUUGUCAAAAAUGUGUUGAAGAUUCAAAAUUAUGGAUUUACUAAAUUUUAAAAAUAAUAAUUUUAGAACUUUAUUUUAUAUAUGUUUUAGGAGUUUUCAUCAAAAAAUUUAAAUAUUCACAAACAUGUUACUAUCUUAGAAUAUUAAAGAUCCUCCCUAUCAGCAGUAAUAGCAUAUAGGACUACUCUGGAUUCUAUAUAAAAAUUAUUCUUAACUAUUAUUAAUUAUCUACUCUAUUGAUAGCAUAGCCCAAGAUUAUUUCAAUUCAUUUUAAUUUGUUAAACAACAUAAUUGGUUCUGGUGAUGUGCAAGUUUCGUUAGCAUUAGACUGUCUUAUUAGUGAAAAUACUAUUGAUAAGAUAGGAAGGAUAUUAUUUUAUACUUAAAUUUAAUUUUUGGUUCCUGUAGUAGCACUUGCACUUAUUCCAAUAACUCUACAUUAUUAUAAAGAUUUUACUAAAGAAAAGCUGAGAUCAUACCACAUUUAUUUGCUUUUUCAUAUAGUGUUUAUAUUUUUCUAGAUUAGCUAGAUAUCGUAUUUUACAAAAGCACUUACUUGCAAACAAGUAGGAAAUUAGCUUUACAACCCAAUAGAUUUAUAAAUUGACUGUUAUGACUCUGAUAUAGUUAAAUAUUUAUAUCCUUUCUCUGUGACGGUAUUAAGUUUUUGGACUCUCCUUCCAUUAGUAUUUCUUAGGCUGUUAAAUUUAAGAAAGAAAAAAUUAGAUUAAUGUUUAAAUAAAUAUAAAUAUGGUUAUUACUAUGGAGAACUAAAGCAUAGCCAUUACUAUUGGGAAUUUGUUAGAAUUUACCUAAAGAUUGCUAUAAUUUAUCUCAAAUAUAUACAGAAAUUGCUCAAAUCAUAGUAGACUAUUUCUUCUUUUUUUGCUACUUAUUGA